AUGUCGCUGUCACACCAUGUGCUGGACAUGUCACCGCCUCCACAGGGACCUUCCCCUCAGGCACGAGGCUCAUCCUCACCCAGGGUUGGUGGUCUGGAGACCGAGCCAAGGGACGACCGGCGGAGAGGAAGACUCAACGCGGAACUGCUUAUAGAGGUCUUGGCUGGAAACACAGAUUCAGUAAAAAGGUAUCUAGAAACAGGGUCAUCAGUCAACGCCACAUGUCGCCCAACCCUUACCUCCGCACUACAUCUAGCAGUGGCUUGCAGACAUGAGGACAUCGCAAGACUGCUGCUGUCCUGGGGGGUAGACGUCCUGCGACGUGACCUGGAGGGUAGACAGGCCAUCCAUGUGGCAGCAGCUGUCGGCGAUCCAGUUUUGUUACGUCUGCUGCUGCAACAAGAUCCCGACAUGGUCAACAGUCAGGUGGUGCCCUCACAUGAGUCUGAGGACACACUGAGUCUAGACUGCUGGAGCCACGAUCAUAGCUCUGUCUCUGACAAGGUUGUAUGA
This is a messenger RNA of Macrosteles quadrilineatus (aster leafhopper), 513 nucleotides long. RefSeq names its product serine/threonine-protein phosphatase 6 regulatory ankyrin repeat subunit C-like. Gene Ontology annotation, molecular function: protein binding. NCBI's taxonomy places the organism in Eukaryota, Metazoa, Arthropoda, Insecta, Hemiptera, Cicadellidae. The transcript has 2 exons. The record is from RefSeq and is a predicted model, not a curated record. The coding region runs from base 1 to 513 and encodes 170 amino acids.